This is a messenger RNA of Gracilinanus agilis (Agile Gracile Mouse Opossum), 837 nucleotides long. RefSeq names its product leukocyte immunoglobulin-like receptor subfamily A member 5. The transcript is spliced from 6 exons. The record is from RefSeq and is a predicted model, not a curated record. NCBI's taxonomy places the organism in Eukaryota, Metazoa, Chordata, Mammalia, Didelphimorphia, Didelphidae. The coding region runs from base 1 to 837 and encodes 278 amino acids.
AUGACUCCUGCCCUCUCAGUCCUGCUGUGCCUUGGGCUAUGUCUGUGCAAAAGGACAAGGACUCAGGCAGCAGAUGGAUUCCCCAAACCCUGCCUCAGGGCAGAGAAUGGCUCUUUGGUGCCCCAAGGGGGAGCUGUGACCCUCAGGUGCAGGGCAUCAUGGGAGGUUGAAGAGUGGCUGCUGGAGAAAAAGGGAGGAUCUGGAUGGUUACAGAUCAAAGAUGUGAGACAAGCUGGAAAUGAGGGCGAGUUUUCCCUCCCAUCCGUGACAGCAUAUGAUGCAGGGACCUACCGGUGCCGCUACAGACAUUCAUCCUAUGGGUGGUCAGAGCCCAGUGACCCCCUGAAGCUGGUGGUGACAGACCUCUCUGCCCAGCCCUCCCUGGCAGCCCUGCCCAGCUCUGAGGUGGCCUCAGGACAGGACGUGACCCUGCAGUGUGGGUCAGAGCGAUGGUAUGACUGGUGCGUCCUGUACAAGGAUGGAGAAGAGAUCAGCCGCAGCUGGACCCCGAACCAUGAAAGGGGAUGUCAGGUCGAUUUCCUUAUCUUUGCUGUGAAUCCGACCCAUGAUGGCACUUACCGAUGCUACAGCUUUCAAAGUUCUUCCCCUAAUAGAUGGUCACCCCCCAGCGCCCCCCUGGUGCUCAGGGUCUCAGGGACCUUCUCUCCAAGCCCUGAAUCUGAGAAGGGGCUCUCAGAUGCUGGUGCCCAGGAUUACACUGUGGGCAAUCUGGUCCGCCUCAUCUUGGCUGAGCUGGUCCUCGUCCUCCUGGGGGUCCUGUUGAUUAAGCACUGGAAAAGCUUCAGGCGGCAACCGGACCAGGGAGUCCUUGGCUGA